Oncorhynchus masou masou (cherry salmon) is the source of this 791-nucleotide messenger RNA. RefSeq names its product LIM domain only protein 7-like. Lineage: Eukaryota; Metazoa; Chordata; Actinopteri; Salmoniformes; Salmonidae. Gene Ontology annotation, biological process: regulation of cell adhesion; regulation of signaling. The record is from RefSeq and is a predicted model, not a curated record. The transcript has 6 exons. The coding region runs from base 1 to 606 and encodes 201 amino acids.
AUGCAGUUCUUUCCCCUCAGCCUCACCAGGAGUCAGCGCUAUGGUCUACCUGUGUCUCUGAUUCAGAAGGCUCUAUUGGGUCCUUGGUUGCAGUGCUCUCUGAUUCAGAAGGCUCUAUUGGGUCCUUGUUGGUCCUGGGACCUGAGGAAGAGGAGGAGGCAGGAGAAGUGGCAGGAGGAGCAGGAGCGCCUCCUACAGGAGAAGUACCGUCAGGACCAGGAGAGGCUGGAUGCUGAGUGGCAGCAGGCCCAGGAGGAGGCAGGGGUGGAGGGAUACAGGCAGGCUGAGGUGACCCCUGAUCCUCUACCACCCAGAUGCAUCGUGGGAUAUGUAGUCCCUUGUGUCAAAUCAUCCACACCGAACAUGGAGAGCUCAGGAGAGAUGACCAAUGGGAUCGCUGGCCUUGCCAGUCCUCAGCCAGCCUUGAGCCAGCCCAUGCCCCCUGUUGCCCAUGUGGCAUCCAAUCAAAAGAAGGAAGUUGUUUUUGACGGGGAAAGAAGGGAGGAGCCUCUCCUCAAGAAGGGAGGAACCUGGAAGAGGAGACUGAAGUGGCAGAAGGAGAUAAUUGGUCUGGGGACUCCUAUGGUUUCACCCAGCUAUCUAUAGCUGACAGGAUGAAAUCCAAGUCCUCCCCAUCGUUGGCGGGUUUCCACAGACAGGAGGUGAAAGGUCAGACUCUGCUGUUGACUGUCCCUCUGUUUAAUGAGUGGCUCCCCAUUCCAAACCCAGCCUUGAUGUUGAUGCACUUCACACCAUGUUGGUCAAAUCUAACCAGUCCUCAUUUAGCUGAG